UUUCCCCGGCAAAAAAAAAAAAUUCGGUCCGAGCAGGAAGAGGUAGUACGUGCAACACCACGAACUGGGUAUUCAUUUGGAAUUGGGUUCUGCGAGCAAUAUUCGCAGACUCGAGCAGGAUUGGUAUCGAAAAUGGGUGUCAAAAAAUCCACGAAGAAGUUUGAAAAGAAACACCUCAAAGAUGUUCUCGAACGACGCAAGGCAAAUGCGAAGAUCAAACAGCGUAACCAGCUGAAGGAAAAGCGGAAGGCUCAGAGAGCAAACGAGCGGGCUGUGGAUGGCGAAGAGGAUGAUGAAGAUAAGAGCGAACAGACAGCGAAGGAUAAUUCCUUCGCUCAGAUGAACGUCGAUGAUUUCUUCGCAGGCGGUUUCGAUAUUCCCGACGCAAGAACAGCAAAGGGAAAGAAGGCGCGCAAGACAGACGUCAGCCAGAAGAUCGGAAAACGGAAACGUUCCCAAGACAAAGAUGCUGCCUCCGAUAAUGACGACGACGCUUCAUCGCAGGCUAGCAGUGUCGGCGAUUUCGAAGAGCACAAGGAGCAGCUCGAGGCACUCAAGGAAAAGGACCCCGAGUUCUACAAGUAUCUCAAGGCCAACGACGCUGAAUUACUCGAAUUUGGUGACCAUGGGGACCUCGCAGAAGUUGACGCCCUGAGCGAAGAGGAGGAAGAGGCCCCGGCCAAGAAGAAGAAGAAGGCUAAGAAGGCGGAGGAAGACGAAGAGGAUGCCGGUGAGGCAGCCGAUAAUACGCUUACCACGGCCACUGUGAAGAAGUGGCAGAAAUCAAUGGAGGAGCAGCAUUCGGUCAGGGCGAUGCGCCAAGUGGUUCUUGCCUUCCGCUCCGCCGCAUACAUCAACGAAGCAGAGGGGGAGGAUUCAAAGUAUUCGAUCUCGGAUCCCAACGUGUAUCACCAGGUCCUAGUUACAGCUCUCGGCAUGGUUCCUAAGGUCCUGGGACAUCACCUUCCCGUGAAGGAGACUGCUUCGGGCAAAGUUAAGGUCUCUCUGGACUCGAAAAAAUUCAAGACCCUCACGCCUCUCAUCAAAUCCUUCACCUCCUCUGUCCACCAACUGCUCGUGAAUUUGUCCGAUGAUCGGACUCUCAAGUUGACCCUGUCAUGUCUCGAACCUAUGCUUCCGUAUCUUCUGCAGUUCCGAAAGCUGCUCAAGGUCCUCAUCAAGACUGUCGUUGGUAUCUGGGCCGAUGUUUCAACAUCGGAAGCCACACGGAUCACAGGCUUCCUGCUCCUGCGCCGCUUGAUGGUCGCCGGUGAUGCGGGUAUCAAAGAGGCCGUUUUGAAGGCUACUUACGAAGGUGUUGUCAAAGGCAGUCGCAACACGACCGUGCACACUAUUGCCGGUGUGAAUCUGAUGAAGAACUCCGCUGCCGAGAUCUGGGGCAUCGACCAGAACGUUUCUUAUACCACUGGGUUCAGCUUCAUCCGUCAAUUAGCCGUCCAUCUACGCAGCAGCAUCACGAACACCUCCAAGGAGUCAUACAAGACCAUUUACAACUGGCAAUACGUCCACUCGCUUGAUUUCUGGUCCCGUGUGCUUUCGCAGCACUGUGAUGGUCUCGUCGAAGCCAAGGCCGGCAAACAAUCUGCCCUUCGCCCCCUCAUCUACCCGGUCGUCCAGAUCACCAUCGGUGCCAUGCGUCUGAUCCCCACCGCGCAGUAUUUCCCGCUGCGUUUCCAACUGACACGGGCUCUCCUCCGCGUCUCCCGCGCUACCGGAACAUACAUCCCUCUUGCGGCUUCACUUCUGGAGGUCCUCAACUCGGCUGAGAUGCGCAAACCGCCGAAAUCCAGCACCCUGAAGCAACUCGACUUCACGACUGCGAUCCGCGCGCCGAAAUCUUACCUCCGCACCCGCAUCUACCAAGACGGCGUGGGCGAGCAGGUGGCCGAGCUUUUGUCCGAGUUCUUCGUGCUGUGGAGCAAGCAUAUCGCUUUCCCCGAGCUGUCUGUUCCCAUCGUCGUCAUGCUGAAACGGUGGUUGAAGCAGGUCGGAGCUCGCACCGGCGGAAACAAGAACACCAAGGUCAACCAGAUGAUCCUGCUUCUUGUGCAGAAGGUCGAGUCGAACGCCCGGUGGAUCGAGGAGCGCAGAGUGAAUGUCUCGUAUGCGCCUACGAACCGCGCGGAGGUGGAGACCUUCCUGAAGGAAGUGGAAUGGGAGUCCACGCCGCUCGGGGCGUUUGUCAAGACGCAACGCAAGCUGAGGGAAGAAAGGGCUGCAAUCCUGGAGAAGGGACGGCUCGAGGAGGAGAGACGGAGAGCGAUGGAAAAGGAGGCAGACGAUGAUGCUAUAAUGGAGGAUGUUGUCAGUAGUGAGGGCAGUGACGAGGAUGAGGACGAAGAGGAAGAGGAGGUCUCCGAAGAGGAGGAAGAGGAAGAGGAUGAUGAGUAGAUAGAUUAGCCAAAGCUAUUUUUGAUCUGUCUAUUCCCGUCAUGUUAGUUAUAUCAGUUAUGUUACCCCCUCCCUGUACCUAGAUCCAAAAUCAAAAGAAUCGCAUUCCGGUAUAGAAUAGCUAUUU
Penicilliopsis zonata CBS 506.65 is the source of this 2539-nucleotide messenger RNA. RefSeq lists its product as hypothetical. The record is from RefSeq and is a predicted model, not a curated record. Gene Ontology annotation, biological process: ribosomal large subunit biogenesis. The coding region runs from base 133 to 2412 and encodes 759 amino acids. The transcript has 2 exons. Lineage: Eukaryota; Fungi; Ascomycota; Eurotiomycetes; Eurotiales; Aspergillaceae. Gene Ontology annotation, cellular component: nucleolus; Noc1p-Noc2p complex; Noc2p-Noc3p complex.